UAAAUUAAUAAUUUUGAUACUACUUACAAGCGUUAUUGAAAUGCAGUAAUUUAGAUUAGUUUACUUUAUUGAUCAUUUAAACUUUAAAAAUCAAUAUAGAAAUUAGUAAAAUCAAAUUUCAUUAAUUUCAUUUCAAGAUACACCAACCUUCAUUUUUUAAUCGUGUUUGAGGAAAAAAAAAAAAAAGAUUGAAAUUUUUUAGAAAAAUAAAUGUCGGACUAGUGAAAAAUAUAAAAGUAAAUAAAGAUAUAAUAUUUUUUAUGAAUUCAGUUGAUCAAUAAUUUAAGGUGGAAAUAAAAAAAAAAUAAAUAGUAUUAAAUAUAAAAUUUUAAAAAUUUAGUUUUGACCUAAUCCAGUGCCGGGAUUUUUUUUUUUAUACUUUAGAGAAAAAAUAAAAUUUCCAUUGUGAUUCACCUUCUACAUUUUUGAGAGAAAUAUAAUAUCUACGAGAUUUUCGAACUGAGGAUAUAUUGAGAAAAUCUCGAAAUAGAAACAUAAAAUAACAAACAUGGAAGAAAAAGCUACCACAAAAGAUUUGGACCAAUGGAUUGAACAAUUAAACGAAUGCAAUCAAUUACCAGAAAUUCAAGUUAAAACUUUGUGUGAUAAGGCUAAAGAAAUCUUAUCGAAAGAAUCAAAUGUUCAAGAAGUAAAAUGUCCAGUUACAGUAUGUGGCGAUGUUCAUGGCCAAUUUCAUGAUUUAAUGGAAUUAUUUCGGAUAGGUGGUAAAUCACCAGAUACAAAUUAUUUAUUUAUGGGCGAUUAUGUAGAUCGUGGAUAUUAUUCAGUUGAAACAGUAACUUUAUUGGUUGCCCUUAAAGUUAGAUAUCGUGAAAGAAUAACAAUAUUACGUGGUAACCAUGAAUCACGUCAAAUUACUCAAGUAUAUGGUUUUUAUGAUGAAUGUCUCAGAAAAUAUGGCAAUGCAAGUGUAUGGAAAUAUUUUACUGAUUUAUUUGAUUAUUUACCUUUAACAGCAUUAGUAGAUAAUCAAAUAUUUUGUUUACAUGGUGGUUUAUCACCAUCAAUUGAUAGUUUGGAUCAUAUACGUGCAUUAGAUCGAUUACAAGAAGUACCACAUGAGGGACCAAUGUGUGACUUAUUAUGGUCUGACCCAGAUGAUAGAGGUGGCUGGGGUAUUUCACCACGUGGAGCAGGUUAUACAUUUGGACAGGAUAUAUCUGAAACAUUUAAUCACACAAAUGGUUUAACAUUGGUAUCACGAGCUCAUCAACUUGUUAUGGAAGGUUAUAAUUGGUGUCACGAUCGUAAUGUUGUCACAAUUUUUUCAGCGCCAAAUUAUUGUUAUCGUUGUGGUAAUCAAGCUGCUUUAAUGGAAUUAGAUGAUUCACUUAAAUUUUCAUUCCUUCAAUUUGAUCCCGCACCAAGACGUGGAGAACCACAUGUAACACGAAGAACACCAGAUUAUUUCCUUUAAGAGAAAAACGGUGUGUUUUUUUGUGUAUGUUUGCAAUCCAAUAUACUUAUAUUAAUAUAUAUCUAUAUAUACAUAUAUAUAUAUAUUUUCACCAUUGGCAUAGAAAUAAAUUACAAAUAUAAUAUACAUAUAUGCAUCAAUAUAGAAUAACAACAAAAUACAACAAAAAAACAAGAACAGCAUCCAACCACAACCCAUAUAAAUUUAAAAAUUUAAGUAGAAACUAUCAAAUAAAAUAUAAAAAUAAAAAAAAUUACCUUUUUAAGGGAAUUAAAUUUAAAUUAAUAAAAUAAAAAAAAAAACAUAAAAAAACUAAUAAUAGUAAUUAUGUAACAAUUAAAAAAAAAAUAAAAAAUAAUAAAAUUAAUAAAAAUUAAAAAAAAAAUACAUAUGCAAAAAAAAACUUUAAAAAAUAAAUGAAAAAAAAAAUGCAAAAAAAAUAAAAAAAAAUUUAUUAUAUUAAUUAAUUAAUAAUAAUUAUAUUGCUAUUGAAUAAAAGAAAAGAAAAAACAAAACAAAAAUUUAAAAGGUAAGAAAUCUAUAAAAACAAAAAAUUAAAAAAAAAGGAAAAUUUAUUAAAUAUACAAGAAAAAUAAUAAAAAAAAAUAAAUAAAAACAAAACAUAUAAAAUAUUUGGAAAGAAAACAGAAGUAAGAGUAAAUAAAGUUAAAAUAAGUGAAAAAUUCUACAGAAGUCUAUUUUACACAUAAUCAAACAUUAAAAGGUGAGAAAAUUAAAAAAAAA
Condylostylus longicornis is the source of this 2182-nucleotide messenger RNA. RefSeq names its product serine/threonine-protein phosphatase PP2A (gene mts). Gene Ontology annotation, cellular component: cytosol. Gene Ontology annotation, molecular function: protein serine/threonine phosphatase activity. The record is from RefSeq and is a predicted model, not a curated record. NCBI's taxonomy places the organism in Eukaryota, Metazoa, Arthropoda, Insecta, Diptera, Dolichopodidae. Gene Ontology annotation, biological process: peptidyl-serine dephosphorylation; mitotic cell cycle. The transcript is spliced from 4 exons. The coding region runs from base 509 to 1438 and encodes 309 amino acids.